CGAGCCGCAGCGUGCGGAGAGAUGGGGAGAGAUGGGGAGAGGUGGGGAGAUCGAGCCGCAGCGUGCGGAGCCGCUCGUCCUCUUCGCGCGCUCGGAGAACUUUGCGCACCUCGACGACCACCAGCGGGCGAGCGCAGAGGCUGCAGGCUUUGAGCUCCUUCGCAGCGAGGAGCGGACCGCGGCGGGCGCCCUGGACGCGAUCUCGGAGACGCACCUGACGCCAUGCGCCGCGAGCGGCUGCACGCUCUUUUGCUGGGCGCGGCGCGGCGCGGCGCGGACGGGGAGGGAGGCGUUUGAUUGGCUCCUCGCGGAGCGGGCGGGGGGCGGCUCCGACUGCGGCGGCGAAGCGGCGGUCGAGGCCGCGCGGCCGGACGACCUUUGGGCGCCGCGCCCCGCCAGUUGAGAGAUACUAGAGCCGAGGGAGAGAUAUACUGGCAUCCCGCGUGACGGACAGAAAAUUGACCUUUUUGUAUCUUAUAUUACCGGAUAUCUGGCUCC
Molecule: messenger RNA, 498 nt
Organism: Emiliania huxleyi CCMP1516
Lineage: Eukaryota; Haptophyta; Isochrysidales; Noelaerhabdaceae
Exons: 1
Coding region: 32-403 (123 amino acids)
Source: RefSeq, a predicted model, not a curated record